Molecule: messenger RNA, 2120 nt
Organism: Spodoptera frugiperda (fall armyworm)
Lineage: Eukaryota; Metazoa; Arthropoda; Insecta; Lepidoptera; Noctuidae
Exons: 3
Coding region: 246-716 (156 amino acids)
Source: RefSeq, a predicted model, not a curated record
GGUUUUUCAGUAGAAACGUGGCAGUCCAGCCGUAAAGAACAUCUGAAACGUCGCGAAUGUAUUGAGCAAGAACGGAACGUUGCGACAUUAUUUUUUAAAUUCCAUUUACGUCAAAAUACAAGUGACGUUUGGAUAGAAAUUAGAAUAUUUUUGUUUACUUGCCAAAAGUUAUAUUUUGGUCCGUCUGAAUAAUUCAUUCAGCAAAACUAACCAGUGUACGCAGAUAUAAUAUCAAAAUAAAUAAAAUGGACAUGCAAGUGCAAAAUUUCGACGGCCGCCAAGUGAGAUUUAACCGAGUUUGGAUAGAACAAAUUCUGCUACAAAUUUCGGAUGCAUUCGAGAUACGUAUAGUAUGGGAUGGCAACGCGGCGCUGUUGACGACGGUGAUGGCAGUCGCUGGCGGCGUGGUGGGCGGGUAUGCUGGAGGUAGACUCGGGGCUGCGCUCGGAGCGGGCAUCGGAGGAGCAACAGGAUAUGGAGUAUCAACCAUGGUCUCACUAAGACAAAUAUGGGAGACAGUGAAGGAACAGCUGAACGAGCUGCUAUUCAUAGUAUUCAACUACCUCCGGAGGCUGGAUGCUGGGGACUACAUGAACGCGUUCAGAAUCCUCAUGCGCUGCAUGGAGAGCAGACGGGAGCUGGUCUUCACCAUCGUAGAGUUCAUUGCCGACAAGCUAAGCACACAAGUUACAUCCAGUAUUGCUUACCAUCACUGAAUGUAUCGACAAGUUUACAGUUUUGGUGCGUUGUUCCUUGAACGAACUAUGUCUGUACAAAUGCAGGAUGCAUAUUCAUAAUAAGGGGUGAGCCCUUUUUUUGUAUUUUAAGCAUAUUGUAUGCACCUGCGUCGUGGUAAGGUAAACGAGCACGUAAAUAUAUAAACUAGUCAGCAUAUUUAAAAAUACAAAUUCACAAUUUAGGAAUGUGCACCUAACUUAUCUGACAAUGCUAGUGAGCUUCAAAAGCGUCUAGAUUGCUAUGACUCUACGCUUUGGAUUCAAGUGUGAAGGGGCUUAGCGAUAGUUCGAUACUUGUGACCCCUUUAGUUACUUUAGGCAGGAAUUAAUGUGAUAAACAUAGCCUUAAUGGAGACAAAUAAUCUGAUUGUUUUAGAAAAUUCCAAUCUAUUUGAAACUAUUCAAAGGUUAUUUUAUUUAAAUGGGAUAUUGAAGAAGACUCUUAGAAUGUAGACAAACUGAAAAGUGCUCGAACUUCUUAAAAUAUUAUUGAUAAUAUUUCUUCUAAUAAUUUGGUAUAUGUUUUUAAAAGUAAAAAAACUGAAUCAAAGUAUCUCUUAGUUGUUGACCAACGAAGAAAUCGCCGUCAUUAUAAUAUAUGUAUGUAGAAUCAUUAUAAACUUGUAUGUAUUCAAAAUGUAAUAAUUGUACUACCAAGGACUAUAAAGAUAUAUGUAUAUUAGGCAUGAUAAACUUAUCAGGUAUUAGUUUUACAUAUUUCUUUAUCUGAAAAGAAAUUAAAUUAGCACGUGUGACGUCACCUGACAUCGUUUUCACAUACAAUAGCGUAGAUAAUAAAAAAUACAUAUUAGGCAUAAUAAAUAUAUAUGUUCCUAUAUAUUGUAUUAAUUAAAAUGCUCAAUACAUAGUUUAAUUAACUCUGCAAAGCGCUUGUGAUGCCUCUGGUACUAAUGCAUCGGUGGCGGUUUUAUUACUUGUAACUAAAGCCGCCAACCGUGAGCUACACUAAAAACAGUGAUAUUAUUGAAACAUUUCUGAUAACUGUGGAUUACUCCUAAAAUGGCCGUCCUCUUAAUGUUAAGAAUUUGAUAGUAAUUUGCACCUUUGUGAUAUCUUUAAUACACUAAUAUAUUAUUACUACUUAUUUAUUAUAAAAAGUACUAUGCUCUUGUACCUAUAAAUAAAAAAUGAGGACCUAAGAUUUGCACCGCCAAAAUGGCGCCUAUGACGCAUAAAAGUCCAAUUAAUUAAUAAACUAACGAUUUGUUAACUAAAAAUCACGGUUUACUCAGGUAUUGUUAAUGGAGAAAAGCUCUACUAGUUUCAAAUGAUAUUUAGUUAAUUUAGUAUGUCUCACUAUAGUUAUUAUAAAAAUAUAACGGAUUGUUAUUAGCAAAUAUUCUAUUUGUCCAUUGGGGCCUU